Medioppia subpectinata is the source of this 1266-nucleotide messenger RNA. NCBI's taxonomy places the organism in Eukaryota, Metazoa, Arthropoda, Arachnida, Sarcoptiformes, Oppiidae. The record is from the annotation of a GenBank genome assembly.
GGCGGAAUAAAGGCUGUAGUGGGCACAGAUGUGUUUCAAACUGCGGUUAUGUUUGCGAUGAUGAUAGCAGUGGUUGCCAAAGGGGUAUACGAUUUGGGCGGACCGCAGGCCGUGUGGGACAUAAAUACUCGCUACGAUCGUACCGAGAUGUUUAAUUUUAAUCCGGAUCCGUUUGUGCGGCACACGUUUUGGUCAGUUCUGAUUGGCCAACUGUUCUACUGGGGCAACAUCUACUCGACCAAUCAGGCUUUGGUACAACGCUGUAUAGCGCUGCCCACCCUUAGAAAGGCCCAGAUAGCUUUGUUAAUCGUGUGGCCCCUGAAGACCAUGAUCGUAUUUUUGUGCUUAGUUGCCGGGGCCAUAGUGUUCGCCCGGUAUAACCAGUGCGACCCGAUGUCUGUUAAGCAAAUCCAACGUCCGGACCAACUGUUGCCGUUGUAUGUAAUAGAGAUGUUCGCAGAUAUACCGGGUUUUGUUGGUUUAUUUAUUGCCGGUGUGUUCAGCGGAUCGCUCAGCACAAUCUCAUCGGGUGUGAACUCACUGGCGGCGGUCACUCUACAGGACUACAUACGGCCACUACUGCCGGACGGCAAGCUGUCCGACUCGGCCGCCACUCUAUACGUCAAAUUAGUAUCCGUUUUCUACGGUCUACUCUCGAUAUUACUAGUGCUGGUGGCCCAGCAAAUGGGCAAUAUAAUACAGGCUACCAUAACUUUGUUUGGGCUGCUAGGGUCGCCAGUGUUUGGCUUGUUUACCCUGGGCAUGUUUGUGCCCGCGGCCAACCCUAAAGGUGCAUUUUGGGGUACUCUAAUUGGUAUUGGUUGUUCGUUGUGGGUAGGGGUGGGCGCCAUGAUAUACAGGCCUUAUAUACCGCAAAAGCCCGUAUCGGUGGCCAGUUGUGUGGCGUUGUAUAAAAACGUAACGCAUAGUACGUAUAGCCCGGAGCUGUUUGGACAGCCAUCCGACGAGGAUUUACACAAAAAUUCGGACAUACCAUUAAUAUACCAGAUAUCGUACCAAUGCUACGGUGUAAUCGGAACAGUGGUCACAAUAAUAGCCGGAUAUCUCAUAUCCCUCAUCACCGGUCGGACAUCAAUCGCUGAUUUGGACGCAACACUAUUCACGCCAGUAGUCCGGCGCCGGAUAGAGAGGUUACAGAGGGCUCGUAUCGAGAAUUAUAUACUUAAGGCCGGCUCAAAAAAGGCUAAGAAAGUGAUAGCCCGAGCGUUGGCGCCCAAUGGCGACGGACAGUCGCCGACCGCUAAA